GGCUGGGGAGGGAGCUGGAUCUUGGAACACAGAUCUCCGGUUGCAGCAUCCUUGGAGCUGCUGUAAUUUUUUUACAAGGAGCGGAUUGAGGGAAGGAGAGACAGACAGAGAGAGCUAGAGAGCGAGAGAGGGAGAGAGGGAGAGAGAGAACGGAAAGGAAGAAAAUAAUUACAAGGAUUAUGUUUGUUUUCCCAACCGACUGCAUCUCUGUGGGGCUACAGCAUUUCUACUGAGUAGCCAAGAGUCACAGCUGAGGAGGAGAACAAGGAAGGAAGGCGAAUAGAGGGGGAAAGAGAGAGCAUAGGGGGAGAGAGGGAUAGAGUGAGAGAAAGAAAAGAAGGAGACCCUCUACAUCUUGCUCCCCCCCUCUCUACACCUACAACGCGGCACUCAGCUAGAGACGGAGGGGGCUGUUUUGUGACUGUUGUCUAUGGAGUUCACAAUGCUUCAUCAGACCUCAGUUACAGCAAUAAACACAAACGGCACCACAGAGUGAGCCCAUCACGAACUUCAGCGCCCCACCUGAGAGGGAAAGAUGUCUCUAAGCACGACAGAGGCCAACUUCUCCAGCCCCAUCCCCACAGCCGUCUUUUUCCCAGGCGCUACGGUGACUGGCGAUGGUCGUGACAACAGCACUGCCCAGACCACCACCAUAACCAUGUCCGUUGCCAUGGUGACGAAUGACACCACUUUCAACUCCACAAAGCUGCCAGAUAUGGAAACGGCGGGGUCCGGGAUGGGCAUGGUCCUCGUGCCCUUUGGCAUCAUCACUGUUAUCGGCCUGGCUGUGGUUAUGAUGCUAUAUAUCAGGAAAAGGAAGAGGCUGGAGAAGCUGAGGCACCAGCUCAUGCCCAUGUAUAACUUUGACCCGGCUGAGGAGCAGGACGAGCUGGAGCAGGAGCUGCUAGACCAUGGCCGUGAGGGUGCUGGCACCGGAGCCAAUGCCAAGCCAUUGUUUUCACAAGAUGCCAUAGCAGUUUGAACUGAAAAGACACUGAUGCCCAGUCAAGGGACAGCACAGAGGCCCAGUCGGCUCGUCUUCACAGAUGUGGCCAAUGCCAUCAAUGCAUGAUGUCACUGUUACUAGCACAUGUAGGGGGUAGGGUGGGUGGUAAGACUGGACAGUGGUGUCCCCUUAGGUUUAGGGUGUUAUGGUGGUUAGGAGAGAGGGGAGCAAUGGCCACAAUGACAUUACAUAGGGCAUGAAAUAGAUCUCUAAGUAUGGAACUGCACUAAGAAUGUACAUAAAGGUAAUAACUUCCAAUUGUCCUCAUACAAGCCUGAUCUGAAAAGCUGGAUACAGAGCAUAUGGGAUUUGUUUCAUACUAUGAUGAAUGUCACUUGUGAAAAAGGGAAACAUCAGCUGUAUACCAGCAUACUUCCAAAUUCACAGCACAUUCUAUUUUAUCAAGUGUACAAUAUAAAAUUUUUAAAUGUGUUUUUUUCAUUAGACUACAUUUUUAGGUUUUCAUUUUCCAAAAAAAAAAGAAAAACCCUUUUGAGAGAAACUUCCGGAUGUGGUUUGUGUAAAUUUCAGGAUCUCAGGAAGGUGGUGUUGAGUAAUGUGCUAAUCCUGCAGGUUUUAGGAUUGCCAUUCAAUUAUCAAUCAAUUUUCUUCCAAGAACACCAGGUGAGGUGAUUGCUUGCCCUGACAAUGACAACAAUUAAUUAAGGCAGAUGUUCAGCAAUUGACUUAAGAUUAUUCAGCUGAGAGGAUGGAUAUUGCCAAUCGCUGGUGUAGAUUACUCCUAUAUUUUGUUCAAUAGAGAGAUUAGAGAUUGGUUAAAUGGGAAUUGGAGUCCUGGGAAUGAAGUAUUUUGAACUACUGCUAGACUUCAUCACCCAUGAGCCCCUCUGCAACAUCUGUGGCAUUCAGGCCUGCUUAUUAAGUGCACUCUUGCAUUGCCCUCCAGGCCCCAUCAGCCAGACUCUAUGACUUUGUGUGAAAUGUUGUAUUUAUUGCAGUGAUUGGGUGGUGCUGCACAAGGGCUAUAUGGAAUCAUGUGAUAAAUGGAGUAUUAGCUGCAGUCUACCUUUUCCUGUAUGUCUGAUCACUUCAGAAGACUGCAACGCAGGGCAUGUGUGGUUUGUGAACACUGAUCGAUGGAGUAACUCUCUUUCUCUUGCUGCCCUCCCAGAAUUCUGGGCUUCAUAAUGCAUUUAUUUAUUUAUUUUACUUUUUUUGUUCAGUUUAUUAACCUGAACCGCUGGAUAUAAGCAACAAGUUGACAGGAGAAAUCUACGGCAUUGUACAGAAAAGACACGUAACUUUGAAACUGUUAUAUUGUAUAAUGUUGAUCCUUGGACGCAUGAGUUAUUUCAAUAACUGUCGCACCUUACUGGGCACUUACUGGAUUUAGAGAUGGAUAAGACUGUUUGUUUUAAGGCAACACGGCUGAGCCUUGUUUGUCAUGUCUGCUGGAUGGUAAUGUGACUGCCACUCUCACGCCUGGGCAGCCUUCACUAAAGGGAAUAUACGGAACACUGCACAGACCCUGACAGAGCAGCUGCAGGAGACGAUGAGAGGCUAUUUGAACGGCGGCAGGGGUGGGGAGGUAGGCGUGGCCAGGACAAACGGUUCACUGGGUCAGUUUUGGGAGGUUCGCGCUGACUGCCACUGUGGUGGAGGCACUGUCUGGCCUGUUUCAUCUGCACAUUGGGUCCUCCCACCCCACCCCCUUCACAGUGUGACAGGUAGCAGGUCCCCACACAUUCAUGAGUGACAAGAUCUCUCCACCUUUCAACGCUUCAAGACACUCUCUGAUGACCCAAAGAUGUUUUCCACACUGUGUACCAACAAAGAACCACUGCAGUAAUAUUGUGGUGAUUUAAGUUUGUGGUGAUUAAAACUCAAGACUGAA
This is a messenger RNA of Anguilla rostrata (American eel), 2861 nucleotides long. RefSeq lists its product as uncharacterized. The transcript is spliced from 6 exons. NCBI's taxonomy places the organism in Eukaryota, Metazoa, Chordata, Actinopteri, Anguilliformes, Anguillidae. The record is from RefSeq and is a predicted model, not a curated record. Bases 536 to 982 code for a protein of 148 amino acids.